AUGAGCGAGAACAGUAGUGCCGAUCAGGUUAAGCCUGAAAACGUGAAUGCUUCUCCGAAAACAGCUCAAGGAUCUGAUGCAGGUACCGCCCCAGCCGCGACAGCUGUUGGUGAAAGACAAUUGUCCAACAAGGAAUUGAAGGAGUUGAAGAAAAAAGAAAAAGCCGCCAAGAGAGCUGCUCAAAAGCAAGCCAAUGGUAUUUCCAUUGAGCAACAAAAACAACAAGCAGAGGCUAAGAAACAGAAGAAACAGCAACAAAGAGAAAAGCAGCAGAAAGAACAACAAAAGAAGCAAAAGAAGAGUGAUCCAAGUGCUAAGCCUAAGAGAUCGGUAAAGAAAACUACCUUGUUUGGCCAUUUAGAAACUACUGAGGAGAGAAGAGCUACGAUUUUGGCUAUUACUAGUGCCAUCAGUUCACCUAAAGCCUCUAGAAUCACAGCUGCUGGUCUUAUGGUUCCUGCUGUUGCAAGCUCUUUAGCUAUUGCAAAUGAGGAAUCUGCAGAAGGUAGUGCUGGAAGUUUAUCAACAGUGCAACAACCACAAUCAGCAGCAACAACAACCACUUCUGGAACCUCAGAACAGAAUGCUAUUGAUCUAGCGAAAUCGUUGGCUAACAUUUCUCUUGAUUACGAAAAGAACUCCGUGGUACCAGGUAUCUCUUCAGUUAUUCCAGAAGCUAUGGAACAAACUUUAGAAGGUCCAUCAAUUCUAGCCUCUGUUAAGGAAUUAUUACUAAACAAGGACAUGCUUCAUCCAGCUAUUUCCCUGUUGACAUCAAAUUUGGCUAGCUACAAAAUCGUGGGUUCGAUACCAAGAUGUAUUGCCAUGCUAGAGGCAUUUCAGAUUGUCAUUAAUGACUAUGAAACUCCAGAAGGCACUACGCUAUCACGUAACUUAACCAGUUAUUUAUCCCAUCAAAUAGACAUCCUAAAGAAAGCGAGACCUUUAAGUGUUACAAUGGGUAAUGCAAUUAGAUGGCUGAAACAAGAGAUAUCAUUGAUUGAUCCAUCAACACCAGACCAAGAGGCCAAAAAGGACCUUUGUGAAAAGAUUGGCCAAUUUGCAAGAGAAAAAAUCGAGCUCGCUGAUCAAUUAAUUAUAGAUAAUGCAUCUAAUCAUAUUGAAAAUUCAACCAGAAUUGUUACAUAUGGUUCAUCUAAAGUUUUAACUGAACUUCUUCUCCACAAUGCAGUUACACUAGAAAAGAAUAUCGAAGUAAUUGUUGUAGAUUCUAGACCAUUGUUUGAAGGACGUAAGAUGGCCAAGCUAUUGAGAAGCAAAGGUGUAAAUGUUAGAUACUGUUUAAUUACAAGUUUAGACACUGCAUUCAAUAUGGAUGUUGACUAUGUUUUCUUAGGGGCUCAUUCCAUUUUGUCUAACGGUUUCCUAUAUUCCAGGGCUGGUACAGCUAUGAUUGCCAUGUCUGCUAAAAGAAGAAAUAUCCCAGUUUUAGUAUGCUGUGAAAGUUUGAAAUUCUCCCAACGUGUCCAAUUGGAUUCUGUUACAUAUAAUGAAUUAGCCGAUCCAAAUGACUUAGUACCAAUAGAUUAUGACAAUCCAGUUGAGAGACGUAGCAACCAGGGAACUUUGUUGAAACAAUUUGUUAAGGAAAGAAAUGCUGAAAAAGCCAGAUUAGAGUUGGAGCAGAAAAACAAAGGUGCCAAACAGAAACAACAGAGUGGUGGUGCCAGUAAAGGUCAAAAUAGUGGUAAACCGGAGCAAUUAAGUGAACAAUCUUCAAAUGACAAAGAUGUGCUACAUAACUGGCAAGAUCUUCAAUCAUUGAAUAUUGUUAAUAUUCUGUAUGAUCUAACACCUCCUGAAUAUAUUAAAAAGGUUAUCACAGAAUUUGGUGCUCUACCACCUUCAUCUGUUCCUGUCAUUCUAAGAGAAUACAAAGCCUGA
Messenger RNA from Nakaseomyces glabratus, 1905 nucleotides. RefSeq names its product translation initiation factor eIF2B subunit delta (gene GCD2). The record is from RefSeq and is a predicted model, not a curated record. NCBI's taxonomy places the organism in Eukaryota, Fungi, Ascomycota, Saccharomycetes, Saccharomycetales, Saccharomycetaceae.